AUGGCCUCACAACAUCACAGCCGCAAUCCGUCGAGUAGAGCAGGCCUUCCCCGAAGGCCUACAAAAGGACCACUUGAUGCUAUCGACGAUCCGCUUGAUACCUCUGAGACAACAGCUCCAUCACAUUCUUCGCUGCAGAGCUCUCUGCUCCCUCAAUCACCGACGAAUCAAGUGGUGAAACCUAGACAGCAAGCAGCUCUGCAGAUAGAGCGGUUGCCUCUGGAGCAAGCGCAGCCUGGCGAAGAGCCGGUGGGAGCGGAAAGGGAUCUCUCCUUUCUGCUCGAUGCGUCCAUAUAUCAUUCUCUCUCCCAACUCGAGGUCCCGGGCCCGUUCAGAAAGCCCUUUCUCCCACCUCCAACCCGCGAGGCCCAACUUACCGGGUCUCUCGAACAGCUUGACGUGUUACUCUCGCAGUGUGACUUUUUGAGAGGCGCACAGCUUGCCGGUUCCAUCUUAACGUCGGGAACUGUUCAACCAACCGAUGCUAAGACGAUAUUCCGGCUUCUUGCUGUCCGCUAUUCCUGCCUGGAGUUGUCCGGUAACCUCUUGCUCGCCGCACAAGAAGCGAAGGCUCUCGAAGACUUGAGCUCGACCUUUUACUACGAUGAUUCGAAUCCAGAGCAAGGAGAGGGGGAAGAUGUCGAAAAGCCGCGCAAGAUUCCUCAUCAUGUUAUGCCCUUCGCCCUUCGGCUGCAAGCUCUACGCCUUCAGAGCAUUGGCUUUUCAGAUCCGCGCCGAGGCGUGACUACUCUUUACGAUACAGCCUCGGAAUGUCGCGAGCACUUGUCUGCGUCGGCGACCUCCUCGAGAGAACGACUACUAUGGACAGAGCGACUGCAAGAGGUAUCCAUCCGAGUGGUCAACGCUCUGAUCGAAAUGGGUGAUCUUGAAUGUGCUAUUCGGACACUAGCAACCGUCAAACCAAGAGAUGCGGAGCAUAUGGCUGUUUGGACGGCGCGAAUGGUCCUCCUCCGGAUCAAAGCCGGUGAUGUCGGUAAUGCCCAUGAGUUGAUCAAGUCCGCGACGCUCAACUCGCCGGAGAGGCUAGCAUUGGAAUCACUUCUUGCUGUUGCCGAAGGCCGAUAUGACGUUGCAUCCCAGAAACUGUCCGAGUGUGAAUCAGAAGCCGAUCUGGCCCUCACAGCCCUAGUGAAACAGAACCUGGCGGUAGCUUAUCUCUACAAAGGGGAGGUUCGAAAGGCCAGGCAGAUGCUUGAAGAGUUGGUCGACGAUGGACACUCAUUCCAGACUUUGACCAUCAAUCUUGCUACUGUCUAUGACUUGAGCUCAGACAGAGCUCGCGAUCUGAAAAUGGCGAUGAUUUCGAAGAUUGCCGGUCAGCGAAAAGAUUCGGGCUACUUGCGCUCGUUUGUGAAUGCCGACUUCAAGCUAUGA
Molecule: messenger RNA, 1395 nt
Organism: Capronia epimyces CBS 606.96
Lineage: Eukaryota; Fungi; Ascomycota; Eurotiomycetes; Chaetothyriales; Herpotrichiellaceae
Exons: 1
Coding region: 1-1395 (464 amino acids)
Cellular component (GO): TRAPP complex; Golgi apparatus
Molecular function (GO): protein binding
Source: RefSeq, a predicted model, not a curated record